Molecule: messenger RNA, 1506 nt
Organism: Anarrhichthys ocellatus (wolf-eel)
Lineage: Eukaryota; Metazoa; Chordata; Actinopteri; Perciformes; Anarhichadidae
Gene: aspg
Product: asparaginase homolog (S. cerevisiae)
Exons: 9
Coding region: 273-1445 (390 amino acids)
Molecular function (GO): asparaginase activity
Source: RefSeq, a predicted model, not a curated record
CAUCAGCACUUCAAGGUCACAACUACGGAUAAGGGUCCUGGGGGAGGAAGAGACAUGUACUGUGGGCUACAGUGAUAUGUAAAUAUCAUUAAAACCCUGGUGUCGCCCACUGUUUAAUCACAUGAUAACGAUUAAUCUGCUUUACUAGGCCGCAGGAUCGGUGCCAUGUUUCAGCCUGCCUGCAGCUCCUGAAGGACCUCGUUGUUGGUGUUGGAACAGUUGCAACCAGCGUGUUUAAAGGGCCAGUACCCGGCGCUCACUCUUAAGCCGUCAUGGCGGACUCCAGCUUCAACAACCUGACAUCCCUCGCGCGGGCUUUAUCGCAGCCUACGCUGGAUCUGACAGAAGUGACCGAUGCCGUCUCUCACCAGAGAAAUAUCCAGCUGCAUUCACGCAGGAGGAGAAGGUUGUCGAACUCGAGUGAGUCCGUGGAGCCGGCGACUUCCCCCUCCGCCGUCGAGGCGCGAGUCCUGGUUAUAAACACCGGAGGGACCAUCGGGAUGACGCUUCAUGAUAAUGUGCUUGCCCCAAAAGCCAAUUCUUUUGUGAAGGGCCUGCGCAAGCUGCCCAUCCUCCACGAUGAGUUGUAUGCCCAGCAGACCUGCCUGUAUCAGUACUAUGGAUCGGAGAACAGCCUGGUCCUGCCGAAGCCAACGCCCCAUUCUGACCAUCUAUUUCAUGGGCUGAGUAAAGACAAUCAGAGGAUAGUCUACACUGUUAUAGACUACAACCCUUUGCUGGACUCCUCCAAUAUGACCACAGAUGACUGGGGUAGAAUUGGAAAGGACAUUGAGAAAAACUACGAAAACUAUGACGGUUUUGUGAUCCUCCAUGGCACAGACACUAUGGCUUACACAGCCUCUGCCCUGUCCUUCAUGUGUGAACAUUUGGGCAAACCGAUCAUUCUCACCGGAUCACAGGUGCCCAUCUAUGAGAUGAGGAAUGAUGGCAGAGACAACCUGCUGGGGGCGCUGCUGAUCGCAGGCCAGUUUGUCAUUCCCGAGGUGUGCUUGUACUUCUACAACAAACUCUACAGAGGGAACCGUGUGACCAAGGUGGAUGCUGGGAGUUUCAAUGCGUUCUCCUCUCCUAACUUGGCUCCUCUGGCCGUCGCUGAAGUGGACAUUACAAUCAACUGGGAUACAGUGUGGAGGGCAAACACCACGGCAAAGUUUCAAGUCAGCACCGAGCUGAAUAGGAACGUGGGCCUGCUCAGGCUGUUCCCAGGAAUCACUGCUGCUACUGUGAGGGCUUUCCUGCAGCCGCCCAUGGAGGGUGUAGUCCUGGAGACCUACGGCAGUGGAAAUGCCCCCGAUAACCGACCUGACCUGUUGGAGGAGCUGAAGAAGGCCACCGACUCUGGUGUCAUCAUCAUGAACUGCACCCAGUGUCUGAGGGGGACCGUGUCUGCAUCUUACGCCACCGGCAGGGCACGUCACUGCUAGUCAACCCUCACCCAUUUCUACUACAUUUUGUGAAUGUUGAAUUUCCCAAGUACAGAAUGAA